GUCUGGGGAGGGUGGGUUGGAGAGAGGUACAGGAAGGCCCUUGACUUAGGACAGCAAAGCGGAGACCUGCCUGUCCUCCAAGAAGGGGACAAGGCCUUCAUUGAAGACACUGUCUGACUGACAGGGUUACUCGGCACCCUUAGCUUCCAACAUGAUUCCCUGGUGGAGGGCCAUUCAGCUGGUGGUCCCAGGAAGAAAUCUAGCAACAGCAGCCACUGGUGGACAGCAUGGGUCAAGUGGCCGAACAUGGAAGAUUUUGUCCUUUGUUGUGGCAUUACCGGGAGUGGCUGUCUGCAUGCUGAAUGCAUGGCUGCAAAAGAAAAACCACCCCACUGAACGACCUGAAUUUAUCCCUUAUCACCACCUACGUCUGCGAACAAAGCCUUUCCCCUGGGGUGAUGGAAAUCAUACCUUUUUCCACAACCCUCACACCAACGCACUCCCUACAGGUUACGAAGAGGAAGCUAGUAUCCACCACUGAUCCAACUGUACUCUUUUUCUCUCUGCUGUGGGAGGAGAGGAACAGGUCUUGGUAUUCCUUAGUUACUUUGAGACAGUUUUUCCUUUCUAAGGAGAAUGAAACAAUAAAUGGAUGAAGCAUC
Messenger RNA from Varanus komodoensis (Komodo dragon), 602 nucleotides. Its product is annotated as cytochrome c oxidase subunit 6A2, mitochondrial. The transcript is spliced from 3 exons. Bases 152 to 481 code for a protein of 109 amino acids. Gene Ontology annotation, molecular function: enzyme regulator activity. Gene Ontology annotation, biological process: mitochondrial electron transport, cytochrome c to oxygen. The record is from RefSeq and is a predicted model, not a curated record. Lineage: Eukaryota; Metazoa; Chordata; Lepidosauria; Squamata; Varanidae. Gene Ontology annotation, cellular component: mitochondrial inner membrane.